Molecule: messenger RNA, 2729 nt
Organism: Panicum virgatum (switchgrass)
Lineage: Eukaryota; Viridiplantae; Streptophyta; Magnoliopsida; Poales; Poaceae
Product: carbon catabolite repressor protein 4 homolog 1-like
Exons: 13
Coding region: 337-2199 (620 amino acids)
Biological process (GO): nuclear-transcribed mRNA poly(A) tail shortening
Cellular component (GO): cytoplasm; nucleus; CCR4-NOT complex
Molecular function (GO): poly(A)-specific ribonuclease activity
Source: RefSeq, a predicted model, not a curated record
AGACUUGGUCCUUGGUCCCACACACUUCCUCAAGAGUUCCAAAUGGACGCAGCAGGGCUUUAACCCCUCAAAGCCUCGCCCCUCGCCGCCGAGCACAAGCCCAGCCGCCGCCGGCCCCUUCCCCUCCGCGGUCUCCUCCGUCCGCUGCUCCUCUUUCGCUCUGGCGAGCUGCGAGCGGGAGAUCCAUCACCAUCUGGACGACGACUGGUUCCUUCUCGUGUUGGGUUCGUCGUCUUCGGCGUGCAAGAGAUCGAUUGCAUCGUAGCAGUUCCGUGUACCUAAUCGAGGUGCGGGCGGAGUUGAUUUCCAAAAUUUUGGGGGUUCAGCUGAGCCCCCAUGACCCAGGUGAAGUCCGCACCUGGGGGAAGGAUGCUGACCGUGCUGCGGGUGCACCUCCCGUCGGAGAUCCCGAUCGUCGGCUGCGAGAUCACGCCGUACGUGCUCCUGCGCCGCCCCGACGGCGGCAUCUUCACCGACGACGUGUCUGAGGCCUCUCCUGUGGAUGGCUACUUCAUGCGCUACAAGUGGUACCGCAUACAAAGUGAUCGAAGAGCCGCUAUCUGCAGUGUACACCCAACAGAAGAAGCAACGCUUCAGUGCAUAGGGUGUCUGAAGUCAAAAAUACCUGUUGCGAAGAGCUACCAUUGUUCUGCUAAGUGCUUCUGUGAUGCCUGGCAACACCACAGGGUUCUGCACGAACGUGCUAUUAGUGCUUUAAACGAAAAUGGAACAGAAGAAGAGGAGUUAUUUGGCAGAUUUGGCAGUGGCAGUUCGAGUUCAGGGAUUAUCAGUACUGCUUUGUCUGGUUCAACUCCAAAUCUUUCGCAGAACUCAGGUUUUAAUAAUGGACCUACACCUGUGUAUCCAACAGGCACUGAAAAGAGUUCUGGUGAAACAUGGUUCGAAGUGGGACGCUCUCGGACAUAUACAGCAACCGCUGAUGAUAUUGGGCAUGUACUAAGAUUUGAAUGUGUAGUUGUGGAUUUGGAAACAAGGGGGACAGUCAGAGUUCCUACUUCCGUCAUGACAUCCCGUGUCAUCCCAGCACCAACCCCCACUCCACGUCGCUUGAUCCCUGUGAAUACAGCUGAUGCUAUGGGGCACUUUGAUUUAGAUGGCCGAACUUCUUCGUUUGGGACAUUCACUGUGCUAUCCUACAAUAUUCUCGCUGAUACAUACGCGACAAGUGAUACGUACAGCUAUUGUCCAACUUGGGCACUUACAUGGGCUUACAGAAGACAAAAUUUACUGCGUGAAAUUAUUGGUUACCAUGCUGACAUUAUCUGCCUUCAGGAGGUACAAAAUAAUCACUUUGAGGAAUUUUUUGCACCAGAGCUUGAUAAACAUGGAUAUCAAGCACUUUAUAAAAGGAGGACAACAGAGGUGUACGCAGGAACUCCUCAAGCAAUUGAUGGUUGUGCCACUUUUUUCCGGAGGGACAGAUUUUCGCAUGUCAAAAAAUAUGAGGUCGAGUUUAACAAGGCUGCACAGUCUUUAACUGAUGCUAUUAUUCCUGCCGCCCAAAAGAAGUUGGCUUUAACUCGUUUGGUUAAGGAUAAUAUUGCGUUAAUUGCAGUUUUAGAAGCUAAAUUUGGUAACCAUGGGACUGAAAAUCCUAGUAAAAGACAGCUUCUUUGUGUGGCGAAUACACAUAUAAAUAUCCAUCAUGACCUGAAAGAUGUGAAGCUGUGGCAGAUACACACCCUCCUAAAAGGAUUGGAAAAAAUAGCCGUAAGUGCGGAUAUUCCUAUGUUGGUCUGCGGAGAUUUUAAUUCAAUCCCCGGAAGUACGUCACAUGGGCUUCUUGCUAUGGGCAAAGUUGAUCAAUUGCAUCCAGAUCUGGCAGUAGAUCCUCUCGGAAUUUUGCGUCCACUAAGCAAACUGACACACCAGCUUCCUCUGGUCAGUGCAUACUCAUCUUUUGCGAGGAUGGCUAGUGUUGGUUAUGAUUUGGAUCACCAGCGAAGGAGGAUGGACCCCACGACAAAUGAGCCAUUGUUCACAAAUUGCACAAGGGAUUUCACUGGUACCAUCGAUUACAUAUUUUACACAGCGGAUUCAUUGACAGUGGAGUCGUUACUGGAACUAUUGGACGAGGAUAGCUUGAGAAAAGACACGGCUCUUCCUUCUCCUGAAUGGUCAUCGGAUCAUAUCGCACUCCUAGCAGAAUUCCGGUGCACGCCUAGAGUUAGACGAUAAUUUUAGGAGGAGCUGUAGGAGAGGGAUUCUCAACAAUGUGAAGAGAACGUGCCCUCGUAGAAGUCAAGAAUGAGAAAGCCUAAGGGAAAGAGGCUUGUGAUUUUCCUCACCCUUUUACAUGCUGCCCUGAUGUUUUGUAGUGGCUCUAGUUGGAAUGUGACUUCCUAUAUCUUUGCAAAGAGAAAUAAUUCAAUAGAUCUGGAUGACAUUUUUAGUUUUCCAGCCUCACAUUCUCACCCCUCACCUUCAGUGUGAGUCCAUUGUCCACAUUUUUUUUUACCAUGGAAUCUAGUUCUUACAAACUGGAAAUGAUCCCUUCCUAUGUCUCAUUUUAUUGUGACAUGUAAAUUCUGUUGUCUGGGGGGCUCAACUUUUGUUUUGUAGGAGUAGAUGUUUGUAGAUGCUUAAUUGAAAAGUGCUGUUGGGUUAUCAUGGAGGACAUGGAACAGCACCUGUUGAGGCUGUUGCAAGAAUUUUGAGCUACACAUUUGGGAGGCAAUAUUGAAUGAAAACUGUGAAAUUUGAUCUGU